Messenger RNA from Nothoprocta perdicaria, 786 nucleotides. It is a transcript of the gene DRGX, whose product is annotated as dorsal root ganglia homeobox. Gene Ontology annotation, molecular function: DNA-binding transcription factor activity, RNA polymerase II-specific; RNA polymerase II transcription regulatory region sequence-specific DNA binding. The coding region runs from base 1 to 786 and encodes 261 amino acids. Gene Ontology annotation, biological process: regulation of transcription by RNA polymerase II. The transcript is spliced from 6 exons. The record is from RefSeq and is a predicted model, not a curated record. NCBI's taxonomy places the organism in Eukaryota, Metazoa, Chordata, Aves, Tinamiformes, Tinamidae.
AUGUUCUACUUCCACUGCCCGCCGCAGCUGGACGGCGCGGCGCCCUUCGCGGCUCCCUCCGCCGGGGACUUCGACGACGGCUUCUUGCGCAGGAAGCAGCGCCGCAACCGAACCACGUUCACCCUGCAGCAGCUCGAGGCGCUCGAAGCCGUGUUCGCCCAAACCCACUACCCCGAUGUGUUCACUAGGGAGGAGCUGGCCAUGAAAAUCAACCUCACGGAGGCCCGCGUGCAGGUUUGGUUCCAGAAUCGGAGAGCCAAAUGGAGGAAAACGGAGAGAGGCGCCUCCGACCAGGAAGGCUCUAAGGAAGCAAUGGCCGAGGUGGCUCCUCCUGUGAGGAAUUUAAAUUCCCCUUCUCCAGCAGAUCAAACCAGGAAUAAAAAGGAGAAUCUGGAGAUCCAGCAGAGCCUGAGUCGAGCAGUUGGUCCCGCCGGACCCUUCUUCCCCUCCUGCCUGCCAGGGACUCUGCUCAACACAGCCACCUACGCCCAAGCUUUAUCCCACGUCGCCUCGCUAAAAGGGAGCCCACUGUGCUCGUGCUGUGUCCCCGAUCCCAUGGGCCUCUCCUUCCUGCCCACGUAUGGCUGCCAAAGCAACCGCACCGCGAGCGUGGCCGCGCUGCGCAUGAAGGCGCGGGAGCACUCGGAGGCCGUGCUGCAGUCCGCCAACCUCCUGCCGGCCGCCAGCAGCAGCCCCGCGCCGCCAGCCAAGCCCAGCCCGGCGGGCAGCCCGGACAAGCAGCCCUGUCCGGCCAAGGAACACAUGGAUGGAGACAAGAGCGUAUGA